AGACAUGCCAGCAACACCGCUCACCAUUGGUGGAGGUCGGCCACCCCUGGCCCAAAAUGGCAGAGCAGAGAGGAGUGGCUUCAGGGUUCCGCCAUGUUGGGGUUAAUUUGGGCUCGUCAGGCCGGGCUCGACGAUCCAUUGCGGCUGCGCCGGGCCGAGGCUACCCGGAGGGUUCUAAGUUUGGAAUUAAAUAAAGAUAGAGAUGUGGAAAGAAUACAUGGGAGUGGUAUCAACACCCUUGAUAUUGAGCCUGUUGAGGGAAGAUACAUGUUAUCUGGUGGGUCAGAUGGUGUUAUUGUGCUUUACGACCUUGAAAACUUGACCAGAGAAAAAAGUUACACAUGUAAAGCACUUUGUUCUGUGGGAAGGAGCCAUCCUGAUGUACAUAAAUUCAGUGUGGAGACAGUCCAGUGGUAUCCUCAUGACACUGGCAUGUUUACAUCCAGCUCGUUUGAUAAAACCUUGAAAAUAUGGGAUACAAAUACUUUAAAAUCUGCAGAUGCCUUUCACUUUAAAGGAACAGUUUAUAGCCAUCACAUGUCUCCAGUUGCUACAAAUCAUUGUUUAGUAGCAGUUGGUACCAAAAGCCCCAAAGUACAGCUCUGUGACUUGAAGUCUGGAUCUUUUUCUCACAUUCUUCAGGGUCACAGGCAAGAAGUACUGGCAGUGGCUUGGUCCCCACGUCAUGAAUAUGUUUUGGCAACAGGAAGUGCAGAUGGUAGAGUGAAAUUAUGGGACGUGAGGAGAGCAUCUGGAUGUCUGAGUACACUUGAUCAGCACAAUGGAGAAAAGUCCAAAGCAUCUUCGGAGGCAGCAAACAGUGCUCACACUGGGAGGGUUAAUGGUUUAUGCUAUACAAAUGAUGGACUUCAUCUGUUAACCACUGGUACAGAUGAUCGGAUGCGACUCUGGAACAGCUUCACUGGAGAAAAUACAUUAGUGAAUUAUGGGAAAGUCUGCAAUGAAAGCAGAAAGGGACUCAAAUUCACCAUCUCUUGUGGCUGUGAUCCGGAGUUUGCCUUUGUACCAUAUGAUAGUACCAUUGCUGUUUACACAGUUUUCACAGGAGAACUGAUAACUAUGCUUAGAGGGCAUUACACUGCUGUCAACUGCUGUGUAUUUCAGCCUAAUUUUCAGGAACUUUAUAGUGGUAGCAGAGAUUGCAAUAUCCUUGCAUGGAUACCAGCUCUUCGAGAGCCAGUUCCUGAUGAUGCUUCUGAAAAGUCUCUGCCUCAACAGCAUUUAAAUCCAGCAUAUGAAGACGCAUGGAGCAGCAGUGAUGAUGAAGGCUGAAUUUCAGUUAUGCGGUGAUAUGCAGUUGACGUUCAGGCACUGCGUUCACAGGCUUCAUCUACAGAUUUGGAUAAUGUCUUAUAAAUUACAACUGGAUUUUUGGUACAGUUCUGUUAGGGCAAGUUAUUUUGGAAAUAAGUUUCCACUGUUCUGUGUUUUUCCUUCACUGUUAAAGGAUUGCUUUUUCAUACUUACGGACUUUUAUACUUAGCUUUACACAUUGGUAUUCUUUAUUCAGUUUUGAAUAUCUGAUGGAAGAAAAGUCCCUUGGCAACAGUAAAUACUGCACUGCUUCUGGGGUCACUAAUAUAUAAGGAAAUAAUACCUUCAUUCCCAAGAGGCAUGCUACAGAAGAUUUUGCCUGAAAUAGGACUAGUUCAGGGAUACUUCCAUCUUAUUUUUAUCAGUGUCUAGAUGAAACAGACCAGCAUUCAUUUUCAAUGGAUGUUGGCUGUGGGAGCCAACAGGAUUUUGUGUCUGUUCUUUUGCAUUUUCAGUUUAGCCUACGUUACUGCACAAAUGCAGUAAUUCAGUUCAGAAAGAGGUAUAGCUGAGAUCAUCUAUUCAAGUAUUUAUAUGGUGAUCCCAUCAGUUAGUAUUUGAAUCUGUCCCAGAAAGUUAAGAAUAUAAAGUAGUUUGGAGUUUUUGUUGCUUCUGUUAGCAGGUUUUAAGAUCAGACUCCAUGUAUGAAUCUCUCACACUUCUCUAGCCAGUAUGAAAACUUCAUGCCCAAACACAGGCUUGAGGUACAGUACAAGGCAGAGAGUGAAUCACACUUCAAGGUAGGAAUAUCAAAUGUAGCCCUCCAAAAUUCUGAAUCUGUGAAUUUCCUCAGUUUUGAAAGGAGAAGCUUUGUGAGGUUAUUGUCUCAUCUCAGUUGCUAGUUUGUGCUUCAGACAUAGUGCAGUCACCAAGCAGAGAGCGGAGUUAGAGGUUCCCAGCAGCUGUAGAUGUAGCUGUAUAGAUAAGAACUUCCUUCCAAAGCAGAGCAGAUGCUAGGACCACAAAUUUGUACACAAGGAAAAAAUAUUGUAAAAAUAAAUGAAAGAUAAU
Pezoporus occidentalis (night parrot) is the source of this 2346-nucleotide messenger RNA. RefSeq names its product ERCC excision repair 8, CSA ubiquitin ligase complex subunit (gene ERCC8). The transcript is spliced from 12 exons. Lineage: Eukaryota; Metazoa; Chordata; Aves; Psittaciformes; Psittacidae. Gene Ontology annotation, biological process: protein polyubiquitination; transcription-coupled nucleotide-excision repair; proteasome-mediated ubiquitin-dependent protein catabolic process. The coding region runs from base 94 to 1293 and encodes 399 amino acids. The record is from RefSeq and is a predicted model, not a curated record. Gene Ontology annotation, molecular function: protein binding. Gene Ontology annotation, cellular component: Cul4A-RING E3 ubiquitin ligase complex; nucleotide-excision repair complex.